Molecule: messenger RNA, 1661 nt
Organism: Exophiala oligosperma
Lineage: Eukaryota; Fungi; Ascomycota; Eurotiomycetes; Chaetothyriales; Herpotrichiellaceae
Exons: 3
Coding region: 1-1455 (484 amino acids)
Molecular function (GO): heme binding; iron ion binding; monooxygenase activity
Source: RefSeq, a predicted model, not a curated record
AUGUUGCAGCUUUUGGGGUCUCUCCUCAUACUUCUCACCACAGUGAUCUACCGUCUAUGGAUUCACGAUCUUCGGAGAUUUCCUGGUCCCAAGCUUGCGGCUGUGAGCCGCAUCCCCUAUCUCUGGCAGGGAUAUAACGGCAACCUGGUCGCCUGGGUCAGUCAACAGCACGAGCGAUACGGAGAGAUAGUUCGGAUUGCACCGUACGAAUUGAGCUUCACCAAGCCAGAAGGCUGGGACGAGAUCUACGGGCAUGCGACCCGUGGCCGAAAGCAAACGCAAAAGGAUUUGCGGUUUCAUAAUGACAAAACCAUGGGCGUAGUCCGCGACAUCGUCCGAGCAAACGACGUGGAUCACGCCCGCUACCGGCGAAACUUCUCCCACGCCUUUUCAGAGCGAGCCCUGAACGCGCAGAAUCCUUUGAUAAUGAAGUAUGUGGACUUGCUCAUCUUCAAGCUGAAGAAAAUCGCGUUGAGUCCAGAUCCAAGGGUUGAUAUCGUACGAUGGUACAACUUUACUUCCUUCGACAUCAUGAGCGACCUAACCUUUGGUGAUCCAUUGGGCCUGCUCGAGAGCGAGGAGUAUGACGAGUUUGUCGUGCUGAUGUUUGCUUCGGUAAAGGCUGAGAUGAUGCAAAUGGUCUCUCGAUAUCUGAAAUGGCUGAAGCCAAUCGCCAAGAUGCUGAUCACUCAGGAGGCUAUUGAGAAGCGAAAAAACCACUACGACUUUUUAAGAAGAUCCGUCGAUAAGAGACUAGCCCGACAUAAUCCCCGGCCAGAUAUUUGGGGCUUGGUAAUCGAAGCAACCGGGGAAAAGAAAAUGAACCUUGAAGAGAUGUAUGCCAACUCAAAAUCCAUCAUGCUCGGAGGCACGGAAACCAGUGCAACGUCUCUCAGUGGGAUAACUUAUCUCUUGCUCACCAAUCCCGUGGCGUACAAGACUUUGGUCGAGGAAGUCCGAAGUACUUUUCCAAGCGAACAGGACAUAACCUCGACCAAGCUGCAGCAAAUGCCCUACUUAAAUGCAUGCGUUGAGGAAGCCCUAAGGAUGUACCCACCUGUUCCUGGUGGACUCCCUCGCAUCGUGCCGCCCGAAGGUAGAGCGGUCUGUGGAGAGUGGAUACCUGGAGAUGUCGUCGUGUCUGUACACCAGUACUCCACAUACCGAAACCCAAAAAACUUCAAAGAUCCCAAUUCAUUUCGGCCUGAGCGUUGGCUUAAGGAUCCGGACUUUGCAGCGGACAGGAGAGACGCCUUGCAGCCCUUCUCGACGGGACCCCGAAAUUGUGUUGGCAUGAAUCUUGCGUACCACGAAAUAAGGUUGAUAUUGGCCCGUGUAAUGUGGAAUUUUGACAUGACCCUGUGCCCUGGGUCAGAGAAUUUCCUUGACCAGAAAGUGUAUCUCCUAUGGGAUAAGGGCCCCUUGGUGGUUGAGCUGAAACAGAGAAAGACCUGAAAGAAGUUCUGUUCAUUCUCAAGCAGGUAAAUCUCGGCGCUGGUCGCCUUGCAUUGAACCUAUUCGAAAGGCGACAGGGAGGUGUGUCUUCCCCUGAUCAGAAAGGCGAGGCUUCCAGAAAGUUUGGAUGGGUAGAUUUGCGCCGACUUGAGAACGAUUCAAUGCAGCUGCCUUUGCACUCUACAGGUUCUUUGCGUAUUGACAGC